Messenger RNA from Puntigrus tetrazona (Sumatra barb), 3006 nucleotides. It is a transcript of the gene gne, whose product is annotated as glucosamine (UDP-N-acetyl)-2-epimerase/N-acetylmannosamine kinase. The transcript has 13 exons. The record is from RefSeq and is a predicted model, not a curated record. Bases 99 to 2468 code for a protein of 789 amino acids. NCBI's taxonomy places the organism in Eukaryota, Metazoa, Chordata, Actinopteri, Cypriniformes, Cyprinidae. Gene Ontology annotation, molecular function: N-acylmannosamine kinase activity; hydrolase activity, hydrolyzing O-glycosyl compounds; UDP-N-acetylglucosamine 2-epimerase activity. Gene Ontology annotation, biological process: UDP-N-acetylglucosamine metabolic process.
GCGUAUGAUGGUGCCUCUUUCGUUAGAAGAGCGUUUAGCAAUGUGUUCUGCUGGCCAGUAAAGAAUUGCCUAUUCAAGGAAGGUCACUUUCAUGAUGGAUGCAUAGUUUUAUAUUCCUCUAUGAAGUGACAUGGCAAUAUAUACCUAUUUUCUUUCCUUAUUCUGUUUUCAUGCCUCAGAGUGUUCAGGUCAGGAAUACUCAUGAACUUUACUAUCUGAGGACCCAGAAAGCACAGCAGAAGAUGGAGCGAUCAGAGAAGAGGUCGAAGGACCGACUGUGUGUGUGCGUGGCCACCUGCAACAGAGCAGACUACUCUAAACUCGCACCCAUCAUGUUCGGCAUCAAGUCUCAACCUGACAUCUUUGACCUGGAGGUGGUAGUGCUGGGUUCACACCUCAUCGACGAUUACGGAAACACAUUUCGUAUGAUUGAACAGGAUGAAUUUGAUAUCGGCUCUAAGUUGCAUACCAUUGUUCGCGGUGAGGACGAGGCCGCGAUGGUGGAGUCUGUGGGUCUCGCGCUUGUGAAGCUUCCAGACGUGCUCCAGCGUCUCGCCCCUGACAUUCUGCUCGUUCACGGUGACCGUUUUGACGCUCUGGCCUUGGCGACGGCUGCGGCCCUAAUGAACAUUCGCAUUUUGCACCUGGAAGGUGGAGAAGUGAGUGGCACCAUUGACGAUUCAAUUCGUCACGCCAUCUCCAAACUAGCACACUACCACGCCGUCUGCACGCGCUCCGCAGAGAGACACCUCAUCUCCAUGUGUGAAGACCACUCUCGCAUUUUACUGGCAGGCUGCCCAUCAUACGACAAGCUGCUUUCUGCCCACCAACGAGAUGAUUAUACGGAUAUCAUCAAGGCAUGGCUUGGGGAUGAUGUGAAGGAACAGAACUAUAUUGUAGCUCUGCAGCAUCCUGUUACCACAGACAUCAAAAAUUCUAUUAAGAUCUAUGAGUUAAUGCUGGACGCCCUCAUCUCGUUCGACAAGAGAGCUCUCAUUCUUUUCCCGAACAUUGAUGCAGGCAGUAAGGAGAUGGUUCGCGUGAUGAGGCGGAAGGGAAUCGAGCAGCAUCCGAACUUCCGAGCGGUGAAGCAUGUUCCUUUCGAUCAGUUCAUCCAGCUGGUGGCACACGCCGGCUGCAUGAUCGGAAACAGCAGCUGUGGAGUUCGAGAGGCUGGAGCGUUCGGGACACCUGUCAUUAACCUCGGGACUCGCCAGACGGGCAGAGAAACUGGGGAAAAUGUUCUACAUGUGCGAGAUGCAGACACACAUAAUAAAAUAUACCAUGCCCUGGAGCUGCAAUUUGGAAAACGCUACCCCUGCUCCAAGAUCUACGGCGAUGGAAAUGCAGUCCAGCGCAUCUUGAAGUUCAUGCAGUCCAUUGACCUUUCCGAGCCACUACAGAAAAAGUUCUGUUUCCCAGCAGUGAAGGAAUGCAUCUCUCAAGAUAUCGACCACAUUUUAGAGACCCAGAGUGCUCUUGCUGUGGAUUUGGGGGGAACCAACCUGCGUGUUGCCAUCGUCAGUAUGAAGGUUUAUAACUAUCAAAGGGUCCAUAAUUCCAGUCAGAGUGAUGGAGAGGGCAAAGUGGUUAAGAAAUAUAUCCAGCUGAAUCCUAAGACGUUUGAGGAGAGGAUCGAGCUGAUACUGACCAUGUGCAAACAGGCCAUGGCUGACGCCGUUCACCUCAACUGCAGAAUCCUGGGAAUCGGUGUGAGCACAGGAGGCCGUGUGAAUCCACAAGAUGGGAUAGUCCUCCACUCCACUAAGCUAAUAAAAGAGUGGAGUUCGGUGGACAUCCGUACACCUCUUUCUAGCGCCCUUCAUCUCCCUGUGUGGGUUGAUAAUGAUGGCAACUGCGCCGCUCUCGCUGAGAGGAAGUUUGGUCAUGGGAAAGGCGUGGAGAACUUUGUUACCAUUAUCACUGGAACCGGAAUCGGAGGUGGUAUAAUCCAACAUAAUGAGCUGAUCCAUGGCAGCACGUUUUGCGCGGCAGAACUGGGACACAUUGUGGUCUCAUUGGAAGGACCAGAGUGCAUGUGUGGCAGCCACGGCUGUAUAGAGGCCUAUUCAUCAGGUCUCGCCCUGCAGAGAGAAGCCAAGAGACUCCAUGACGAGGACAUGCUAUUGGUGGAAGGAAUGACCGUGAACAACAAAGAACAGGUGAACGCUGUUCAUCUCAUCAGCGCUGCUCGCCUCGGCAACUCCAAAGCUGAGAGUGUUCUUCACACUGCGGGAACUGCCCUCGGUUUGGGCAUCGUGAACAUCCUGCACAUGGUCAACCCGUCUCUGGUGAUCCUGUCCGGUGUCUUGGCGGCGCACUACGAGAAUCCCGUACGUCAGGUGAUCAGCCAGCGCGCUCUCCCCUCCGCGCAGGGGACCAAGGUCAUGGUGUCUGAGCUCGAGGACCCCGCUCUGCUGGGAGCCGCCAGCAUGGUACUGGACUAUACUACUCGACGCACCUACUGAAAGAGCUCGAAGACCAGGAACCAAUCAGCUACAGACUUAAAGAACGAGGGCCAAUCAUGUGCUAUGUCCUUGUUAGGAUCAUAGUGGCUUCAAACAGACCUAAACAGAUUGUAGUUUAUACUAUUUACACAUAUAGGUGCUAUGUUAUUCGGGAUCAAUUGCCUAAUGAAAGAUUAUUUUUAAUUUGGGAAAAUGGUUAAAGUAUAUGAAGGAUGGUUUUAUUUAAUAUUUGUACAGUAUAACUAAGGGGUAUUUGUUACAGAGAGGCUGCUGUGGUCACCCAUUCUGUCUAUCUUGCUUUCUAUUGUUUGUGUUUUUUAUUGCAGGCAGUCGUGUUCUUCUUGCGCCUUAUGUUGUUCGUUGCCAAGCAUUUCUUUUGUUUACAGCACCAUGUCUCAUUGUAUUCGUUCACUCAGCCCGUAUGAAUGAAUGAAAAAUGUAUCUCCAGUAUGUCUACAGUAAUUUAAUAUUUAAUUUGAAUCGCAGAACUUGGUAGAAUUGUUUACCUAUUAUGUACAUUAAAAAUGAUUAAAACAAA